CAUUUACGUUCUCACCUCAAACAUGAGUCAAAUCUUCAACUCUUUCAACUUCUAUAAAUACCCUUCUCAACCCCCAUACUCCAAACUAGAACAACCAACCACAAUAACGUAAUAACAAGCACAACAUUAAGCCUCAACAAACACAUUAAUCACAUCAAAGAGUAAUAAACAUUUCCCUAAACUCAAAAAAAAUGUCAAAACCUAGAAACUUCUUUUUCUUCAAACCAUCACCACCACCCCAAUCAUCAUCACCAUUUCCACCUUCCUCACCUCCCAACAAAACCUUCUCCGACGCAAUCAUCGACGAAAACAUCGAAACCGCGCACACUCUCAUAACAAAAUGGAACUCUAUUUCCACAACUUCAAACCAUUCUCAAUAUCCCUAUCUUUUCACCAACACUGAAGAAUCCAAACACUAUCUUAAAGCCGUUAAGAGUCUACAAUCUGCUAUGCAGUACCUCGUUGCAAAGGAUUCCACCUCCAAGAAACUCAUUGAAGCACAAUCGUUAAUGCAACUCGCCAUGAAGAAUCUUGAAUCAGAAUUUUAUCGAAUUUUAGGAGAAAACAGAGACCGGUUCAACUCUGAAUCGGUCUCUGUUCUCUCUAGCUCCUCCACUGAUCGUCGGAGUAGUUUCUCCGACGAUGAAUACUCUGACGAAGAAUCGUCAUCGCUCUCUGCUCAAUCGGUAUCUAUGACUGCUGUACCUGAUUUAAAAGCGAUUGCAGAAUGCAUGAUUUUCACCGGUUAUAGCAAAGAGUGUGCUAAGAUUUAUGUAAUUGUGAGAAAAUCGAUUGUGGAUGAAGCACUUUACAAUCUCGGUGUUGAGAAACUGAGUUUCUCUCAGGUUCAGAAAAUGGAUUGGGAAGUUCUUGAAUGGAAGAUUAAGACCUGGCUGAACGCCGUUAAAGUCGCUGUCAAUACUCUGUUUCACGGCGAGAGAACACUCUGCGAUUACAUUUUUGAAUCACGGGAGAAGAAAAUUGCCGAUUCAUGUUUCAGCGAGAUUUGCAAAGACGGUGCUAUGAUGCUGUUUUCUUUCCCAGAAAACGUCGCAAAAUGCAAGAAAACGCCGGAGAAAAUGUUCAGAACGUUGGAUUUAUACGAAGCGAUUUCCGAAAAUUGGCAUCAAAUUGAAUCGAUCUUUUCAUCGGAAUCAAAUUACACGAUCCGUUCUCAGGUGAUUGCAUCACAAGUGAGACUCGGUGAGACCGUUAUAAAUAUGCUAACCGAUUUCGAAUCGGCGAUUCAGAAAGAAUCUUCGAAGGUUCCGGUACCAGGCGGAGGAGUUCAUCCUCUAACACGCUACGUCAUGAAUUACAUUGCACUUCUCUCCGAUUACAGCGAUGCAAUCGCCGAUAUAGUUUCCGAUUGGCCACAAUCACCGUUACCGGAAUCUUACUACAAAAAUCCAUCUCACGACGAGAAUAAUCCACCGUCGGAGAUAGCAAAACGGUUAUCGUGGCUAAUUCUCGUUGUUCUUUGUAAACUCGACGGAAAAGCUGAACUAUACAAAGACGUUGCACUUUCGUAUCUUUUUCUUGCGAAUAACAUGCAAUACGUCGUCGUAAAAGUGCGUAAAUCGAAUCUAGGGUUUAUUCUUGGUGAGGAUUGGUUACUGAAACACGAAAUGAAGGUGAAAGAGUAUGUUACGAAAUACGAACGCAUGGCGUGGAGUAAGGUACUGUCGUCGAUUCCGGAGAAUCCAACGGCGGAGAAUGCGAGUGGAAUCUUCCAGAAUUUCAACGUGGUGUUUGAAGAAGCGUUUAGAGCACAGUAUUUGUGGGUUGUACCCGACCCGAAAAUGCGAGAGGAAAUUGGAGCGUGGUUAGAUUUGAAUGUUGUUUACAAGUACAGGGAGUUCUAUGUGAAAUAUCGGGUCGGGUUGAAUUCGGUUAUAAGAUAUUCGCCCGAAGAUUUGAGGAAUUAUCUGUCGGAGAUUUUGUGUGGUAGCGUUUCGUCGCAUUCGCCGGAUCGGUGAAAUUGGAGAAACCUGCCGGCAACGUGGGUCCCACUUUAUGAUUUGUUUUUCAGUUUUUGUUUAAAGAUGAAGACAAGAAAAUGGGCCAAAUAUCCAAAGACAACAACAAAGAUGGGAAUAUUAUGUUCUUUUGUGCAUGAUUAGACAUAUAGUAGUAUUUUUUUAUUAAAAAUAAUUUUAUAAUUUGAAAAUACUAUAGGUAGGAAUUAUCGUAAAGGAUAGUAUUAGAAGAUUAGAAAAAUAUGAAAGCAAAGGCCAGAGUUACUAACUACUGUAUUAUAAAAAUUAAAUCCAUUUCCAUAUAAAAAUAUAGUUAAAUUCUUCUAGUGCAAUUACGAUAUACUUUUCUUUUCUUUUAAUUAAUUUGUUUAUGUUAUUAUUAUUUUUUAUAUUCAAGUUUAUUUGAUCCUCUUCUUCAUCACUCCAAACCUCCAUUUCCAUUUUUCAAAGAAAUCAUGAAAAUGGAAGGAGCAUCAAAUUAAUUUCCAAUCAACCCCGUCCCUACCCGGACAGCCAACCCCGUCGAAAUUUCCAGAUCCUCACCUUCUAUACUCUCUCUGUAAAGAAUAAACAGAGUUUGGGCGUGGAACGAGCUUAACCAAAGAGGAGAAAAAUUUUAUUCAUGCAACUUAUUGAUUACAAGCACUAUGAUCAAUGUUAUAU
Molecule: messenger RNA, 2642 nt
Organism: Trifolium pratense (red clover)
Lineage: Eukaryota; Viridiplantae; Streptophyta; Magnoliopsida; Fabales; Fabaceae
Product: exocyst complex component EXO70H1-like
Exons: 1
Coding region: 192-1979 (595 amino acids)
Biological process (GO): exocytosis
Cellular component (GO): exocyst
Molecular function (GO): phosphatidylinositol-4,5-bisphosphate binding
Source: RefSeq, a predicted model, not a curated record